AUGGUGCCGUUCAGAGCUGCAUUCUUCUUCCCUCAAAAUAAGAAGAAAACGCUUCCUCCACUCCAUAUUUUGGCACCUCAGGAGCUUGAAGGGCUCUCAGAUCCGAUGAGGAAGGAUGUUUCACAAGUUCGUAAGAAGAUCAAUGCGAUUAACAAAGAGUUAAUGUCACUAGGACAUACCUGCCAGAAGAAGGAAAAGGAAUACAGAGAUGCACUUGAGGCUUUCAAUGAAAAGAACAGAGAAAAAGUGCAGCUUAUGGCAAAGCUAAUGGAGCUGGUGAACGAAAGUGAGAAGACAAAGAUGAAGAAGCUUGAGGAGCUGAGCAAGAACAUACAAUCAUUAAAGUGAAGAAAUAGCAGCCUAUGUGGGUAACUGAUGAUCUGAUUAGGUUUGUGUGAUGAUUUAUUUAAGGUGAGUUUUUUUUACGUUUACAUAUAUGGGUGGUGAUUGGCAUUUGGUGUAAUUUCUAAGUUGGUUUGUUUCAUUAAUUAGUGCUUGGUAAAAACAUUUGGCUGAUUUAGGCAGGAAAAUAACCUUUAAAUUUAAACAGGUUUGUAACUAAAAGCAUCCGGCCUUGCAUUUUUCUUCUCAUUUUUCCAUGUAUCCAAACACAUACUACCCUACUUCCUAGUGUAAUGUGGGGUUCUUUGAAUUUAUUCCUAUUCUUUGUUCUAACUUUUUCUGGAUUGCAAAGGCCAUGAUAUUUAUGUAAUAAUGUAAAGUUUUAUGAGUGAUUUUGGGACAAA
Messenger RNA from Pyrus x bretschneideri (Chinese white pear), 746 nucleotides. RefSeq lists its product as uncharacterized. The record is from RefSeq and is a predicted model, not a curated record. The coding region runs from base 1 to 348 and encodes 115 amino acids. The transcript has 5 exons. Lineage: Eukaryota; Viridiplantae; Streptophyta; Magnoliopsida; Rosales; Rosaceae.